AUGGAGACGCAAAACGUCCGUUUCCUGCCAUUCAUUGAUAGCACCGAGUGUGACGAUUUUGUGAAUGUUGAGGAGCUUCUCACUGGCGACAACUAUCCAAGUUUUUUAGUCGGCUCCGACGUUAGUUUGACAAACUUUAACAUACUGGAGUCAGAUGAGGUAUUUUCCUGUGUGGAGGGACAUAUUUUGCACGCUGACAGUGACCAGAAAGAAAAAGCAGAAAGUGUUGCUGAGAAAUCGCCCUGGCAUGAGUCUGACAGUGGCGUCAGUGGCAUGUCGGAAACUCUUAGCUUCUUGGGCAGUCCACCAGAUUCUUAUUUAGCAGUUACAAAUGUAGGCAAGGAUUUCCAAGAAAAGAUAAUCAAAUGUGAAAGUGGUAAUAGUUUGUCUUCAGAGUUUGAGCCGCAGACAAGUGAUGAGCUUAUUGAGUAUUUGUUUGGUCAAAUGGGCAAUAAAUCCACGACUGCGCCGGAUAUCGCGAAGAAUGAUGAAAAUGCUACACCAUUAAGUUCAUCCGGGCGGCCAGUCCGCUUGAGUUCAAGAAAAAAAAUGUGGGAUGCCGACUUUACUUUGAUUGACAGUGAUGAUUCAGAUGAACCGAAACAAGAUCGCACAAAACCAGUGUCACGUGCUGCUAAACCCCUAAGCAACAAAAAUGAAGCGUCAGCACCAUUCAGUCGGGGGAAAGUAGUAAAUAUAGUCAAAGUUCUAAAGCCACAUUGUUCUGAUGCCACGGAUGAUGACAUAAUACAUGCUUUAGAUGAUAGAUCAAAGAAGAACGCCCAGCAGGCCAAACUGAACAGGGAAAAGAAGAAGGCUUACAUAAAAAGUUUGGAAAAUGAUCGAGAGCAUCUUCUGAAAGAAAACACUGAGUUAUCUUCGCAGUUAGAAGGCAUGACCAAAAAAAUGCAGAACCUCGAAGCUGAAGUUGAUUAUCUGAAGUCAGUGCUCGCAAAUUCUAGUGCAUUGUCCGGGCUUCUUAAAAAUAUCAGCAAUGUCAAGGAAGUAAAGCUGACCUCAUCUUUCAACAGCCGUAAGAGGGGAUAUGCUAAUGAUCACUCGUAUAAUCUCGUUGAUGGAAGAGGUGUGAAGAAGAUAAAAGAAGAUUCAACAAGAGCUGGUGUCUGCUUACAUGUCAACGAUGGUGCGGCAUCCCUUGAAUUUUGUGCGCAUUGUGCUUCACUGUCGCGCAGAACACACAGCUACAGUGACUUAUCGUGA
Candidula unifasciata is the source of this 1221-nucleotide messenger RNA. NCBI's taxonomy places the organism in Eukaryota, Metazoa, Mollusca, Gastropoda, Stylommatophora, Geomitridae. The record is from the annotation of a GenBank genome assembly.